AUCGAUCUCUCCAUCUUGACGUCAAGACGUAGAACAAGAGGGAGGGGCCAAUUUGCUUGCUGUCGAUCCGUCGGUCUUGUCCUCGAGUAUUUUCUCUGCUCGUCGUGGGACAGGUGGUUGGCGAAAGACUCAAGAGGAAGUCUACGGAAUCAAUCAAUGGUUCUACACACGGCAGUGCGGUCAAGCGAGAAGAGCUUCGCGGAAGGAGUCGUCCGUUCAUCGCUCAAAUUCUAAAGCCAAAGCUGUAACUCAUUACUCCGAUCGCUCUUGCUCGGCGAGAAGCAAAAUGAUCCCUUGGUUGCCACUCCUGUCAUCGGUCACCUCCAUCUUCUUCUUCUACUUCUUUUACUUCUUUGCGCGGAUCCCUUUCACAGCCUGCACCGGCUUCUCCUUCCCCUCGUUCACGGCCGAUUUGAUCUCUCUAUCCGGCGGCUCCGCCAUUUCCAACGGUUCCCUCCAGCUGAGCGAUGGCCGAGUCGUGCGCAACGCCGGCGGGGCUUACUACGCUCAGCCCAUCCAGCUGUGGCGCCAUACGACCAACGAGACCACCGACUUCGCCACCUACUUCGAAUUCGUGAUCUCAUUCCCGGGUGUCUCUUCGAACUCGUCCUCCGGUGGCGGGUUUGCCUUCUUCUUGGCUCCGGCUGACUCGCUCGAUUACCAGAAUCUGACCGGGAGUCUGUUCAGUUUAUCCAACGACACCACGACCAACAAGCGCUUGCUUGCGGUGGAAUUCGAUUCAUUUCGAGACCAGAACUCGAGUUCCAAUGGCACCGCCGGGAACAACGACACGCUGGCGGCGCAGGUCUCCUACAACGCGACCUCCAAGGCUCUCUUCGUCAGUGUCAAGAAUCUACACGUAAGUAGCUCCAACUCCAGCUCGCUAGAUCUCACUCAGAAGGUGGACAUGAGGCAAGUCCUACCGGAGAAGGUGUUGGUAGGCUUCUCGGUCACCAACGGAUCCAAAGUCGUGGUUCAGAAGAUAACCAAGUGGAACUUUUCAUCAACUCUUGAAGCCGAAGGCGGAGGAGGAAGACGAGCCUUCAAGAAAUGGAUGUUGAUUCCAAUCGCAGCUUUGGUACUUGCAGCAGUAGUAGUAGCAACAGUCUCAGCUUGCUACGUCUGGGGAGGACAAGGAUCUAUACUGUUUGCGAUUCUGACGGUGGUAGAAAGAAUAGCAAGAUUGGUUUCUCUUCCUUUGGUGUGGUGUGGAUUCGUGAAGAGAAAGUGGGAGGGUGAACAGGAUAAGAACAAUGGUGAAUCAUUGAUGGAUGAUGAGUUCAGUACGGGGACAGGGCCCCGGAGAUUCUCGUACAAGGAGCUGGUCACUGCAACGAGCAACUUCUCGGAGAAACGAAAGCUCGGGGAAGGAGGGUUCGGAGGCGUCUACAAAGGCUUCCUGAAUCGCUCGGGGAAGGAGGUCGCGGUGAAGAAGAUCUCCAGCAAAUCAAAACAGGGGAAGAAGGAGUACGCAUCGGAGGUGAAGAUCAUCAGCCGGCUGAGACAUCGAAACCUGGUGCAGUUGAUCGGUUGGUGCCACGAGCGCGGCGAGUUCCUCCUCGUCUAUGAGUUCCUCCCCAACGGAAGCCUCGACUACCACCUGUUCAACCGGAAGACCACCCUCCCGUGGGGGAUCAGAUACAACAUCGCGCUCGGCCUGGCCUCGGCCCUGCUCUACCUCCACGAGGAGUGGGAGCAGUGCGUGGUGCACAGAGACGUCAAGUCCAGCAACGUGAUGCUGGACUCCGGGUUCAACGCCAAGCUGGGGGACUUCGGCCUCGCGAGGCUGGUCGACCACCAGCUCGGCCAGCACGCGACUGGGCCGGCGGGGACGCUGGGCUACCUGGCGCCGGAGUGCUUCAACACAGGCAAGGCCAGCAAGGAGUCGGACGUGUACAGCUUCGGCAUCGUGGCACUGGAGAUCGCGACGGGGAGGAGAGCGGUGGAGCACAGCAAGGAUGAGGACGAGGUGAGGUUGGUGGAUUGGGUGUGGGAGAUGAACGGGAGGGGCAGGCUGCUGCACACCGCCGACCGAAGCCUCGACAAGGACUACGACGCGAAGCAGAUCGAGCGGCUGAUGCUGGUGGGGUUGUGGUGCGCUCACCCGGAUCACACGCAGAGGCCGUCCAUGAGGGAGGUGAUCCAGGCCUUCACCUUCCAGGGAGCGAUACCGGAUCUUCCCAGGACGAUGCCUGUUCCCGUCUUUGCCGUGCCACCGGUGCAAGGAUCGAACUCCAGCACGCCGACAGUCACCUUCGGAAGCCUCACGACCGGUCGGUAGCUGUCGGAGUCAUGCAACGACGCCCGGUCUCGCCUUUGUUUUGCAUGAAGCUCCUGCAUCCAGACAGAGGUCGCUCUACGAAGUAAGCUGUCAAAAGUUGUUCUCAUGGUAGUCUUCUCUAUUUUUUUAUUUUCUGGAGUCGUCCAAAGGACUCGAUGCGUUAAGAGUUCAUCAACAAGUUUGCUUAAGCUUCGGCUGCUUUCUUGACUAA
Musa acuminata AAA Group (dessert banana) is the source of this 2492-nucleotide messenger RNA. Its product is annotated as L-type lectin-domain containing receptor kinase IX.1. Gene Ontology annotation, biological process: protein phosphorylation. The record is from RefSeq and is a predicted model, not a curated record. Gene Ontology annotation, cellular component: plasma membrane. Bases 287 to 2281 code for a protein of 664 amino acids. Lineage: Eukaryota; Viridiplantae; Streptophyta; Magnoliopsida; Zingiberales; Musaceae. The transcript has a single exon. Gene Ontology annotation, molecular function: carbohydrate binding; protein kinase activity; ATP binding.